CGGGCUGGGACCCCGGGAGCCGCGGCCCUCGCCCUGCCCCGGGCGGGCGCCGACCCCCGCAGCGCCGACACGGUGGGCGGCCGGGCCGCGCGCAGCCCCGUCCCCAGGCCCGAGCGCGCGGGAGGCCCGAGGGAGUCCCGGCCCCGGCGGAGAUCGGGCGCACCGCGCGGAAGCAGCCGGGAAAGGCGCCAGGGAGGCUUUGGAAGCGCUCUCCGGGGUUAGGGAGCGCCGUCCGGAUGCUCGAGGCCAUCGCGAGGAGCGGCUUCCUCAGAGGGUGCCCCGCAGGCCCGGCUGAGUCAGCGCCGCUCUAUAUAAGUGAGUGUACGCGCCCUGCCUCUGAGCACUCGGACUCCGAGAUCGAGACCUCGGGGAGGCUGGACCUCUGGUGAGCCGCAUUUUAUGUGUCUAUUCAUGAGAAUACACAGAGAGGAGAGAAAGAGGCAGGCAGAGGCACAGGCAGAGGGAGAAGCAGGCUCCACGCAGGGAGCCCGACGUGGAACUCGACCCCGGGUCUCCAGGAUCGCGCCCUGGGCCGAAGGUGACGCUAAACCGCUGAGCCGCCAAGGUUGCCCAAUAUUGAGAGGCAGAAACUCUCCAGAUGUCUUCUAAUAAUGACCCAGUUUGUAUCCCAAUGUCACAAAGAAGCACCAAUGACCUCUCCAGGAUGACCUCCAACGACCUGAAGACAUCUACUGAAGUAGCCGUGUUAAGUUUUCAUAACAUUUACUAUCGAGUAAAAGUGAAGAGUGGCUUUCUUCUUGGUCGAAAAACAGUUGAGAAAGAAAUACUAACAAAUAUCAAUGGUGUCAUGAGACCUGGCCUCAAUGCCAUUCUGGGACCCACAGGUGGAGGCAAAUCUUCGUUGUUAGAUGUCUUAGCUGCAAGGAAAGAUCCACGUGGAUUAUCUGGAGAUGUUUUGAUAAAUGGAGCACCUCGACCUGCCAAUUUCAAAUGUAAUUCAGGUUAUGUGGUACAAGAUGAUGUCGUGAUGGGAACUCUGACAGUGAGAGAAAAUUUACAAUUCUCAGCAGCUCUUCGGCUUCCAACAACUAUGACGAGUCAUGAAAAAAAUGAGCGAAUUAACAAGGUCAUUCAGCAAUUAGGUCUGGAUAAAGUGGCAGAUUCCAAGGUUGGAACUCAGUUUAUACGCGGCGUGUCUGGAGGAGAAAGAAAAAGAACUAGUAUUGGAAUGGAACUUAUUACUGAUCCAGCCAUCUUAUUUCUGGAUGAGCCCACAACUGGCUUAGACUCCAGCACAGCAAAUGCUGUCCUUUUGCUCCUGAAGAGGAUGUCUGAACAGGGACGAACAAUCAUCUUCUCCAUUCAUCAGCCUCGUUAUUCUAUCUUCAAGUUGUUUGAUAGCCUCACCUUGUUGGCUGCAGGAAAACUGAUGUUCCAUGGGCCUGCCCAGGAGGCCUUGGGGUUCUUUGCGUCAGUGGGUUACCAUUGUGAGCCCUAUAAUAACCCUGCAGACUUCUUCUUGGAUGUCAUUAAUGGAGACUCCUCUGCUGUGGUAUUAAACAGAGAGGACCAAGAGGGUGAAGUCAAGGUGACUGAAGAGCCUUCCAAGAGAGGUACUCCAUUCAUAGAAAGAAUAGCUGAAUUUUAUGCCAAUUCUGACUUCUGCAGAAAAACAAAAGAGGAGUUAGAUCAACUCUCAAAGAGUCAGAAAAGGAAGAGCUCAUCCUUUAAGGAGAUCACGUAUGCCACCUCCUUCUGUCAGCAACUCAAAUGGAUUUCAAAGCGUUCAUUCAAAAAUUUACUGGGUAAUCCCCAGGCCUCUAUCGCUCAGAUAAUUGUAACAGUCAUCCUGGGAUUGGUUUUAGGUGCCAUUUUCUAUGAUCUAAAAAAUGAUUCUACAGGAAUCCAGAAUAGAUCAGGGGUGCUCUUCUUUCUGACGACCAACCAGUGUUUCAGCAGUGUGUCAGCUGUGGAGCUCCUUGUGGUUGAGAAGAAGCUUUUUAUACAUGAAUAUAUCAGUGGAUACUACAGAGUGUCAUCUUAUUUCUUUGGAAAACUGUUAUCUGAUUUACUACCCAUGAGGAUGUUACCAAGUAUUAUAUUUACUUGUAUAAUAUACUUCUUGUUAGGAUUGAAACCAGUUGUGGAAGCCUUCUUCAUCAUGAUGUUUACCCUUAUGAUGGUGGCUUAUUCAGCUAGUUCUAUGGCGCUGGCCAUAGCAGCAGGCCAGAGUGUGGUAUCCAUAGCAACUCUCCUCAUGACCAUAACCUUUGUGUUUAUGAUGAUAUUUUCAGGGCUGUUGGUAAAUCUCAGAACUGUUGGGCCUUGGCUCUCAUGGCUUCAGUACUUAAGCAUUCCUCGAUAUGGUUAUGCGGCUUUGCAGUAUAAUGAAUUUUUGGGACAAAACUUCUGCCCAGGAGUCAAUGUAACAACGAAUAAUACCUGUAGCUAUGCAAUAUGUACUGGCGAAGAAUUUUUGCUAAACCAGGGCAUCGAGCUCUCCCCUUGGGGCCUGUGGAAGAAUCACGUAGCCUUGGGAUGCAUGAUUGUUAUCUUCCUUACAAUUGCCUACCUAAAAUUGUUAUUUCUUAAAAAAUAUUCUUAAAUUCCUUUUUAAUUUACAUAAUUGAUUCACACAUUAAAAAGGGAGCAUCUUGAUUUAAGUAUUCAA
Molecule: messenger RNA, 2632 nt
Organism: Nyctereutes procyonoides (raccoon dog)
Lineage: Eukaryota; Metazoa; Chordata; Mammalia; Carnivora; Canidae
Gene: ABCG2
Product: ATP binding cassette subfamily G member 2 (Junior blood group)
Exons: 17
Coding region: 599-2566 (655 amino acids)
Cellular component (GO): plasma membrane
Molecular function (GO): ABC-type transporter activity; ATP binding; ATP hydrolysis activity
Source: RefSeq, a predicted model, not a curated record